CUCCAACUCACGGACAUCGAGAGAAAUGACAGCUUAAAGAGAUUGAAAUAAUGAAACAUUCGUAAUUAUACAUGACUUUCUGCUAAUGUUAGGACAUUAAAAAUUGUCCCACAGUCCACAGAGAUUUUCUCGUUUUCUUUUUUCUUCGUCGUCCUCCUUUAUCUCUUCAAGGCUAGAUGGUCUUAUUCAGUUCAUCAACCCACAUUAGUUCUCUCCGUUUUCUUCAUUUAUGAGUGAUUUUGAGUAUUUAUUACUUGAGUUUACAAUUGGGGUUAAAAGUGUUUGUUGGUCUGGUUGUAGAUAAUAUUGCAGUGACAUUAAUGGCAGCCACAUUCUGUAAUCUUAGUCCAGGGUCUGGUUUGAAGAAACUGGACGAGAACUUUCCAAGGCAAAGAUUCUUCAAGAGGUCUUAUCCGGGCUCAAAGAGUUCAUCAUGCGACUAUGCUCAAAACUUUCACCAUAGGACAUAUAGCAGAUACUUGAAAACACAGCUAUGGAACCACUAUCCACGGGCUUUUGUUGAUGAUCAGGAAGAUCAAUCCUACACCAUUCAUGAAGCAGAUAAAGAAGAAGACAUUCCUAAGGCAACCUUGAUAUGGAGAGCAAUAAAGUUACCGAUAUACUCCGUUGCAUUAGUUCCUCUCACAGUAGGUAGUGCAGCUGCUUUUUUCCAGACUGGCAUAUUUUCUUCUGGGCGUUAUUUUGUGGUCUUGGUUUCCUCAGUUUUUAUAAUUACAUGGUUAAACUUAAGCAAUGAUGUUUACGAUUUCGAUACAGGAGCUGAUAAGAACAAAAAAGAAUCCGUUGUCAACCUCAUCGGCAGCCGUACAGGAACCCUUGUAGCUGCUUGCUUAUUGCUUGCUCUGGGUUUCAUGUUGCUGACUUGGACAUCAAUUCAGGCAGGAAAUAAACGUGCAAUAUUGUUACUAGCAUGUGCAAUCACAUGUGGCUAUAUAUAUCAGUGUCCACCAUUUCGAUUGAGUUACCAAGGACUCGGAGAGCCUUUGUGCUUUUCUGCAUUCGGGCCAUUUGCUACUUCAGCCUUUUAUUUACUACAGAGCAGCACAAGCGGUAUUGGCCAACCCCUGACCGGCUCCAUUCUUUCGGCCUCACUCCUUGUCGGCUUCACAACAACUUUGAUCCUCUUUUGUAGUCACUUUCAUCAGACUGAGGGAGACUUGGCUGUUGGGAAACUCUCCCCUCUGGUUAGAAUUGGAACCGAAAGAGGUGCACAAGUAGUCAAGCUGGCAAUCACCGCGCUUUAUCUUCUUACAUUUGGUUUUGGUCUAAGCAGCAAACUUCCUUUUACUUGUAUUCUUCUUUGUGCCUUUACCUUACCCAUGGCAAGACUAGUAGUUAGCUAUGUUGAAGAGAACCACAAGGACAAACAGAAGAUUUUCAUGGCAAAGUAUUACUGUGUGAGACUGCAUACAGUAUUUGGGGCUGCAUUGGCUGCUGGUCUUGUGUUGGCUAGACUGCUCCGGAGAAGACAAAUCCCAGCAGCAAUAAUUCUUUCUUAAAAGUUUUGGAGGUGAAAAAAUAAUUAUUAUUUCCCACCCAUUUGUAAACAAUAAAAUAUGAACUUGUAAAGGUGGGAUCACAUAGAAUUAGCAAUUCUUUGCCUUUAACCUAUGCAAUAAAGGUGCAUAGUUGAUUUUAGUACAAAACAAAGCUUUUAUUUUAAUGAAAUUACUGGAAUGUUUUACUGGCUUUA
Morus notabilis is the source of this 1714-nucleotide messenger RNA. Its product is annotated as 2-carboxy-1,4-naphthoquinone phytyltransferase, chloroplastic. Bases 321 to 1520 code for a protein of 399 amino acids. The transcript has 11 exons. The record is from RefSeq and is a predicted model, not a curated record. Gene Ontology annotation, cellular component: membrane. Gene Ontology annotation, molecular function: prenyltransferase activity. Gene Ontology annotation, biological process: phylloquinone biosynthetic process. NCBI's taxonomy places the organism in Eukaryota, Viridiplantae, Streptophyta, Magnoliopsida, Rosales, Moraceae.